CCAGGCUCCUGGGAUCACCCAGCAUGUGGCGAGGGCUUCUUUUGACAGCCGCUUUCCUCCUUUCUCCACUUCCGGUAAAUUCUAUAAAAGAACUCCCUGGAGUGAAAAACUAUGAAGUGGUUUAUCCCAGAAGACUUCAUCCACUGCAUAAAAGAGAGGUCAAGGAUCCAGGUCAACAGGAAAAAUUUGAAACUGAAUUGAAGUAUGAAAUGACAGUUAAUGGAAAAAUCGCAGUGCUUUACUUGAAGAAAAACAAGGGUCUCCUUGCACCCGGCUACACGGAAACAUAUUAUAAUUCCACUGGAAAGGAGGUCACCAGGAGCCCACAGAUCAUGGAUGACUGUUAUUACCAAGGACACAUCAUUAAUGAAAAGGUUUCUGAUGCUAGUAUCAGCACAUGUAGGGGUCUAAGGGGUUACUUCAGUCAGGGAGAUCAAAAGUACUUCAUUGAACCUUUAAGCCCCACACAUCAGGAUGAACAGGAACAUGCACUCUUCAAGCACGAUCCUGAUGAACAGAAGACUAACAGCAACUGUGGGAUGGAUGACAUGUUAUGGGUACCUGAAAUUCAUCAGAAUGCAGUCCCAUCGGCCACCAGUCUUCUUAAAUCCAAAGACCAGAAGGCUUGGGAACAAAAUAAAUACAUAGAAUAUUUUUUGGUCCUGGAUAAUGGUGAGUUUAAAAAGUACAAUCAAGAUCAAGAGGAAAUAAGAAAGAGGGUGUUUGAGAUGGUCAAUUACAUCAACAUGCUUUAUAAAAAGCUCAAUAUUCAUGUUGCCUUAAUUGGGAUGGAAAUCUGGAAUGACAAGGAUAAGAUAAAGAUAUCCCCCAAUGCAAGCCUCACCUUGGAAAAUUUUGCUAAGUGGAGGGGGGGUGUCCUCCUAAGAAGAAAGCGUCAUGAUGUUGCUCAGUUAAUCACGGCAAGUGAAUUUUCUGGAACAACUGUGGGCCUUGCUUUCAUGUCUACAAUGUGCUCUCCGUAUCAUUCUGUUGGCAUUGUUCAGGACCACAGUCACAACGUGCUCAGCAUUGCAGGGACCAUGGCCCAUGAAAUGGGCCAUAACUUCGGAAUGUUUCAUGACACCUAUGCUUGCAAGUGCCCUUCUACAGUAUGUGUGAUGGACAGAGCACUAAGCUUCUAUAUACCUACGGACUUCAGUUCCUGCAGCCGUGUCAGCUAUGAAAAAUUCUUGGAAGAUAAAUUAUCCAAUUGCCUCUUUAACGUUCCGCUGCCUACAGAUAUCAUAUCCACCCCAAUCUGUGGGAACCAGUUGUUAGAAAUGGGAGAAGACUGUGACUGUGGGACCCCCGAGGAAUGUACCAACGUUUGCUGUGAUGCAAAAACAUGUAAAAUCAAAGCAAAUUUUCAAUGUGUGGUAGGGGAAUGCUGUGAAAAAUGCCAGUUUAAAAAGGCUGGUGAGGUGUGCAGACCAGCAAAAGAUGAGUGUGACCUGCCCGAAACGUGUGAUGGCAAAUCUGGUCUCUGCCCGGAUGAUCGAUUCCAGGUCAAUGGCUUCCCUUGCCAAAAUGGGAAGGGCUACUGCUUGAUGGGGAUGUGCCCCACCCUGGAGGAGCAGUGCACCAAGCUAUGGGGACCAGGAACCCAGGUUGCAGAUAAGUCAUGUUUUAGCAGGAAUGAAGAUGGGUCAAGUUACGGGUACUGUCGAAAAGUGGAUGACACACGCAUUCCCUGUAAAGCAAAUGAUGCCCUGUGUGGGAAGUUGUUCUGUAAUGGUGGGUCAGAUUAUCUGCUCCGGAAAGGACAUAUAAUAACGUUCCUGACAUGUAAAACAUUUGAACCUGAAGACAGCAGUCAAGAAAUCAGCAUAGUAGCCAAUGGAACCAAGUGUGGAGAGAAUAAGGUUUGCAUUAAUGCAGAAUGUGUGGAUGUCGAAAGAACUUACAGAUCGGCCAAUUGCUCCUCUAAAUGCAAAGGACAUGCUGUGUGUGACCACAAGCUCCAAUGUCAGUGUAAAGAAGGAUGGGCCCCUCCUGAUUGUGGUGGUUCUUCCAUGGUCUUCAAUUUCUCCAUUGUGGUUGGGGUGCUGUUCCCUGUGGCCGUCAUAUUUGUGGUGGUUGCUAUAGUAACCCGAUACCAAAGCACCAGAGGAAAGCAGAAGGAAGUCCAGAGGCCACUGUCUACCACUGACACCGGGCCAUACAAGCAGAAGAGGAAACCACAGACGGCGAAGGCUGUUCAACCCCAAGAGAUGAAGCUUGACACACCUGAGCUCCUGGCAGAGAAGGAUGCGCCUCCAGCUUCUGUUCUAAUUACGAAGCCAGAUUUUUCUCCACCGCUGAUUCCUACAUCUGUGUCAUUCUCUUUCCUUGGCUCCAAUCCAAAAGUCUGAAGUAACAGCUAAGCAAGGAUUGGUGGGUAAAUGAUCAACUUAGAAGACUGGACCAUCUGGAUGGAAAAGAAAUGUACUAAUAUUGCUCUUGACACUCAAGGACGUUACUAUUUCUUGAUUAUACUUUGAAGACAUAAAACUUUCAAGAGAGACAUACUCUUGAUAAUCUUUGUAUGAAUUAAAAUUUUCUGUUCUCUAUACUCAGGGGAAAGAGGAUGGCUCUAAAGAAAGAGUUAUAAAGCUGAAAUCUCUAAUUAGGUGAAUUUCCUAACCUUUCCCACCCCCCACCCCUGCUUUUUUACUGUGAUGUUGACUAAUAUUUGUUAAAGGGUUUUGAGCACCUUGAUUUUCUCAUUCAGUAGGAAUUAAUUCACCCUCUAAUGAAAACAAAAAACAAGAAAUCACAGGAAACUGGGAAGGAUGGGAGAAAAUUGUAUACUCCUCAUUGGAUGACUAGCAAUAGCUUAACUGUUUUAACCCUGAAACUGUCAAAUUAGAACCCUCAGUUACAAAGAAAAUUAUACAAACAUGCUCUGGUUUAUAUCAUGUCUUUUUCCUACCCUACAUUAUCAUCUUCUGGAAUUCUUAUUAGCUGUGUCAUUGGAAGUUCACUACAACUGAUUAAGACUUUAUUAAUUAAAUUGUUUUUUCAUAGAAAUUUGUAUAAUUCAGUUACUGGUAAGCUUAAAGUGAACAUUACUUUCUAAGUAGUUUUAGUAGAAACUUAGUAGUA
Messenger RNA from Delphinapterus leucas (beluga whale), 3084 nucleotides. The record is from RefSeq and is a predicted model, not a curated record. Lineage: Eukaryota; Metazoa; Chordata; Mammalia; Artiodactyla; Monodontidae.